AAAUUUACCACCGAGUCGAACGAACUAUAGGUGUUGUUGGGCCCCCAGAAUCCAGGAAAUAUUUUACCAUUUCUUUAUUAUGUUUAUAAUAAUAAUUGUUUUUUUUUUUUGAAACUGUUUAUAAUAAUUAUUGUUAUUUCUACUUUCAUUCCUUCAAACUUUUUUAAGGAUUAAAUGAAAAUAAUAAAAUCAAAGUUAGAAACAUAAAACAUCACUCAUCCUACUCCUAGUAAUCAGUAACUUAUCAUUUGAUUGUUUCUUCUUCUCCACUAUAACCCAUCAUUCCCGCCGCCACCAAUUCUUUAUUUGCCUCACGAUUCAGGUAAUUUCCCAACCUCACUGCUUCAAUCUCAAUCCCUCUGCAGGCGCGCUUUCCUUAGAAACAUGUUCGUAAAUAUUUCUCUUGAUUUUGUCUGAAUCUGGAUUCGAAUUGUCGACGGAUUCAUGUACUCACUGGAGAAACCCUAAUUUUCCUUCCUUCGUAGAGUUGUGGAAUCUGUUCGGUGAUGGCAGACCUCAAAGAACGUCUGCUUCCACCAAAACCUGCGUCAGCUAUAAAUUUGAGAGAUAAUUCAUUCAGGCCAUCUGCCUCUGGCCGUAUCCCAUUUCAGGGAGUCGAUGUUUCAGGCCUGAAGAAGCGUGGGCAAGGUCUUCGAUCAUGGAUACGUGUUGAUGUAACAGGGAAUUCCCAAGUGAUUGAGGUUGACAAGUUCAGUAUGAUGCGUCGAUGUGAUCUUCCUGCACGUGAUCUAAGAUUACUAGACCCGUUGUUCGUCUAUCCAUCUACUAUCCUUGGCAGAGAGAAAGCGAUUGUUGUAAAUCUUGAACAGAUCCGAUGCAUCAUUACUGCAGAUGAGGUUUUGCUCUUAAAUUCCCUUGAUAGCUAUGUUCUGCAGUAUGUGGUGGAAUUGCAGAGGCGGUUACAAGCUGCAGGAGUAGGUGAAGUUUGGCAGUCUGAAGGUCCAGAUUCAGGCAGAAGGAGAGGAAGCAGAAAUUUUGACAAUAUGUUUGGAAACACAUCUCCAGAUUACCUUCCUUUUGAGUUCAGAGCUCUUGAAGUUGCAUUGGAGGCGGCCUGUACAUUUUUGGAUUCUCAGGCAGCAGAAUUGGAGAUUGAAGCAUAUCCACUUUUGGAUGAACUUACUUCAAAAAUCAGCACAUUGAAUUUGGAACGAGUUCGUAGACUAAAAAGCAGGCUUGUCGCAUUGACUCGGAGAGUUCAGAAGGUCAGGGAUGAGAUAGAACAACUGAUGGAUGAUGACGGGGACAUGGCUGAAAUGUAUCUCACUGAGAAGAAAAGUCGCAUGGAAUCUUCAUUUUAUGGUGAUCAAUCUUUGGUAGGAUAUCGAUCAAAUGAUGGUGGAUUAUCUCUCUCUGCUCCUGUUUCUCCCGUUUCUUCACCUCCUGAGAGCCGGAAGCUUGAGAAAUGCCUUAGCAUAGCAAGGAGCAGACAUGAAAGUGUCAGGAGCUCAGAAAGUGCUACAGAAAAUAUAGAAGAGCUGGAAAUGUUGUUGGAGGCCUACUUCGUUGUCAUCGACAGCACACUGAACAAACUGACUUCGUUGAAGGAGUAUAUUGACGAUACAGAAGAUUUCAUCAAUAUUCAGCUGGAUAAUGUUCGGAACCAGCUCAUACAGUUUGAGCUGUUAUUGACUACUGCGACUUUCGUUGUUGCAAUAUUUGGAGUGGUAGCUGGGAUAUUUGGCAUGAACUUUGAGAUACCGAUGUUCAACAACCCCGGUGCAUUCAAAUGGGUCCUAGUGAUCACAGGAGUUACCGGAGCCAUCAUUUUUUCCACAUUUUUAUGGUUCUUCAAAUAUAGAAGACUGAUGCCACUAUAGACUGCUGGAUGAAGCUGCAGGCUUUUGAAGCUGGAAAUGUCUUAAGUUUAAUUGCUCCUCACAUAAUUGUACAAAAAUAUAUUUCUGUGUUAGUUGACCUUUCUUUGUAACUAAAAAAUUGGUUAAUAGCUCCUUACUGCAGUUUGCUUUACUGCAAGGAUGGGAAAAUAUGUCAUUACAGGAAUAAUAAGUGAGCUUCAUCAUUGAUUUUCAGCAA
Salvia miltiorrhiza (redroot sage) is the source of this 2058-nucleotide messenger RNA. RefSeq names its product magnesium transporter MRS2-1. The transcript is spliced from 6 exons. Bases 507 to 1841 code for a protein of 444 amino acids. Gene Ontology annotation, biological process: magnesium ion transport; transmembrane transport. Gene Ontology annotation, cellular component: membrane. Lineage: Eukaryota; Viridiplantae; Streptophyta; Magnoliopsida; Lamiales; Lamiaceae. Gene Ontology annotation, molecular function: magnesium ion transmembrane transporter activity. The record is from RefSeq and is a predicted model, not a curated record.